AUGGACACAAAAAAUAUAUAGGGGCAGGCAAGAUAAGGUCAACAAUCUUCUUCUUUCAUUUUGCCUCACAAAUUUUUCCCUCUACUCCAAUUUCCUCAAGUAACUGUCCAAACUUUUGUGUUGUCCUGAAGGAAAACCGGAAUAAUAAAACUCCAGCUACACUACCAAAAUUGGGGGAAAAUAGGAAUAUCAAAUAUUCAAAUGCUUUUUAAUCUUUUCUGGUAUUUUUUUUGAUCCACUCGAUUCUUUGGUAUUGUUCUAAAACACGAAUCCCUCCCGCAGACCCUACUUUUGUAGUUUGUACACAGUUUCUUCCUUCAUACUUGCAAAGGUUCCCUUCUCCAACUUUGGGGAACCAUUAGACCUCAAAGGACAAUUCUUUUCUAAUUUUUUCCGAUUCAAGUUAGAAGUUUGAUUGGUUCUGAUGCGUUUGACGUUGUGGGUUUUGAUAAAGAUGAUGACUUGAGCAAAUAUCUGAAGUGGGUUUUGAGUUGGAAGUUGGUUUUUGGGGUUGCGAAGUUAUCUGAUUUUUUUUGCUAAGAAUGAUGUCAAUGACAUGCCAUAAUCUUGAAUUUCUGCGGACAAGGUUGGACCCUAUGGCUUGUGCUUGCUCUUCCAAUGCAUCUUUUGAUAGGCUUCAGUUUAAGGAUGGAUUGUUUAGGAAUGGUCGUAAAUGCUAUAGAGCUCGUAAAUUGCUUUGCUGCCGCCAAGAUGUUGGCCGAUGUCGCGUCCUAUCAACCAAGGCCCCAGAAACUUUUCUAAGUGGUAUUUCUCUCCAUUGUGUGUUUUGUGUUACAAGAGUUUUGACUAUCUGCUUACUCUUUCUACUUUAUGUUGGAUAGCAAAUUGGUUCUAAAUUGUGAUUAUAUGCUGGAAAAUGUUGUGUUUGCUUCCAAUUUGUUUGAGAAUGGGCGAGUGUGGGAUUAAUUUAGUUCCUAGCUCAUUGUAGGUGCAGUUCCGGAUCCUCCAGCCACAUUGGAUUUGAAGACAGAGUCAUCCAACCUGGUUUCACUUUCUAAUUUGUUUGAAGUUGUUGCUGAUGAUCUUCAAACCUUGAAUAAGAAUCUGUUGUCUGUGAGUACCCAAUGUAACUUUUUCCAUUGCUGUCGAAUUGAUUUAUUCUACAUUUUUUUCUGUAUUUUCUGCAGUAUGUUGCAUAAUAAGGCUGCCUUACAAGUUUGCAUCACUGGUGUUGAAGGAUAUGUACUAAGCAUUAAGCUCAGUUAUAGUUCUCUUACUGGUCUGCCUAGUCUUGAUUCACUGAUUAAUAUUAGCAUAUUGUGUGUGAUUACACUGGUACAGUUGCUUUUGUGGUUCCAGUGUAGCCUUUUGAUUACGGUGCAAUAACAUAGUUGAAGAUGCAAAUGCUGGUCCUGACUGUAGCCAUCCAUAUAGUGAAUUGUCACUAAUAUUGAAAGUCAAGCAGACACCUAGAACCAAUACUUGCAAAAUGCUGAAAAAAAAAGGAGUGAUACUGCUGCUCUAACAAUUGUCAAUAUGUCUGCUUGAGCAAUAUGUGGUUGUGGGAAUUGUCAACUUCCAAAAAAAAAUUCACAUAGGCUUCCUAGUGUAAGUGGCACGCCGUCAGAGAGUUGAGUUGCAUUUUAAGGAGCUACAAAGAAUCCUUGUCUGACAAUAGUGCGAAUUUAUCUUGUAAUUUUGCUUUCCUAUGAUGAGAACCUGGGCCACUAAUUAUCUAGUUUAACACUGAAAUUUGCUUUUGUGCACUUGGCAUCUUUCAACAACAUCCUUGCAGCUUAUCUAAUGUCAUUACUUGUUCAGAUUGUUGGUGCAGAGAACCCAGUUUUGAUGUCUGCUGCCCAGCAGAUUUUUGGUGCUGGUGGCAAAAGAAUGAGACCUGCAUUAGUUUUCCUAGUGUCACGAGCCACUGCUGAAAUUGCUGGCUUGAAGGACCUAACAAAAGAGCACCGACGAUUGGCUGAGAUCAUUGAAAUGAUCCAUACAGCAAGUUUGAUACAUGAUGAUGUCUUGGAUGAAAGUGACCUGAGAAGAGGAAAAGAAACUAUUCAUCAAUUGUAUGGUACAAGGGUUGCAGUACUGGCUGGAGAUUUCAUGUUUGCACAAUCCUCUUGGUACCUUGCUAAUCUUGAAAACAUUGAAGUCAUAAAGCUCAUCAGUCAGGUUAUUAAAGACUUUGCAAGUGGUGAAAUAAAGCAGGCAUCCAGCUUAUUUGAUUGUGACGUGGAACUAGAUGAGUACCUAAUCAAGAGCUACUACAAAACAGCUUCUCUAAUUGCUGCAAGCACCAAGGGGGCUGCAGUAUUUAGUGGGGUUGACGCCGAUACUAGCGAGCGGAUGUAUCAAUAUGGGAAGAAUCUUGGCCUAUCCUUUCAAGUUGUAGACGAUAUAUUGGAUUUUACUCAGUCAGCCGAGCAAUUGGGAAAACCAGCCGGAAGUGAUCUCGCGAAAGGAAAUCUGACUGCACCAGUUAUUUUCGCCCUGGAGAAAGAGUCAAAACUAAGGGACAUAAUUGAAUCAGAGUUUUGUGAAACUGGCUCUUUAGAGGAGGCCAUCAAUGUUGUGAAGAGUUCUGGAGGCAUUGAGAGAGCACUCGAGUUGGCAAAAGAGAAAGCUGAUCUGGCAAUUCAGAAUCUACAAUGCUUACCGGCUGGUCCUUACCGAAUGGCUCUGGAGGAAUUCGUAAAGUAUAAUCUAGAAAGAAUUGCAUGAACCAAAAUAGCUUUUGUGUCAUGAUCUAGACCUCUUUUCUGGUACAUUUCUUACAGCAUUUGUUCAGCUGAGUGCCGGGGUAAGCAUUCCACGAAGAACACGAUAUGUUAAGGAGAUGUUUGUUGGUUGAGCAGAUGUAUUUUGAACAUAUAAGAAGAAUAGCCAGGUUCAACUUCCUCUCCUGCUAGAAGAUUGAGCUCAAAAUGGGACAAAGCACAUGAUCCUAGUGGAAUUGCAAUGUUAUUGUAUACUGGUAGAUAACUGUUUUAACUAUAGAUUUCGAUUUUAUACACUGAACAUUGGCAAAUUUAUUCCUCUGAUUUCACCACUAUGAACUGCUUAGAUGUUGUCAGAGGCAAUCUUCUUUGUAUGUUGUUCAUUCUGUGUACAAUAAAGGAAUAAUUCAUAUACUAUAUACCUCAGUAAACUCUAUUUGUUUAUGAGUAAAUAGAUUUUUUUAAAAGAC
Oldenlandia corymbosa var. corymbosa is the source of this 3157-nucleotide messenger RNA. The record is from the annotation of a GenBank genome assembly. NCBI's taxonomy places the organism in Eukaryota, Viridiplantae, Streptophyta, Magnoliopsida, Gentianales, Rubiaceae.